AGCCAGUCGUGUUGUAGUCGGCGCGUGGUGCGUGUCUAGUUCGCGUUGAGCACAGAUUUUUCGAAAUAGCGCCUUUUCUUUUUCCUCUUUUUAAUAUGCUGAAAAGAACAUUUUCUCGAUUUUUAGCGUAAAAAUAUCUGUAACUCUGUAAAGCUUUGUUUGAUCGAAUCGGUAUCCACAAUUUCAUUCGAAUGGGUGGAUCAACGAUUUUUUGUGAGUUCUCGAUACUUUAUUGGUUCUUUUCCCGCUAAUCGAUUUUGGAUAUAUCGAUUGGAUUGCGUCAUGACAGGUCUGAAUUUAUCGAAGGCAGCGUAAGUGAUGCCUCGGGAGCCCAAUCGGGGAUAUCUGUUGGCCGUGCUGCUGCUAUUGGUCGGUUCCCGCAAGGCUAGCUGCUCGACAUCCGCUCCCCGAUAUCCAGUUUGUAAACCGGGUUUCGAAUUUUGGUCGGUCGAGCGUGACACCUGUUGGCCUUGCACCAGAUGUGCUCCUGAAUUUACGUUAAGUCCCUGCACGAUUUACAAGGAUGCUAUUUGCGGGCCAUUGUCAGCACUCGAGCUCGAUUGGUCUUUCCUCUCGACGAAGAAACGACCGGAAACGGGCCAAAGGAGCCUCGAGGCUGUCACCUCGAAGAUGUUCUGGAGGUUCUCGGAUUUGGACCAACAACAGAUCAGACAAGAAUCGAAUGAUUUCGUAGGACGCGUAGGGAAUUUGGAACGUAAUAUUGAAUUGGAAACGAAGGAUCAGAUAGUAAAUGAACCUCGUCUGAGGGAAACGUCUUCGGAGGAGAGAAUCCUGUGGGAUUGGCAAACAGGAGCCUUGAUCCUUGCCGUCUGUGCCUGUAUUCUUUUUUUCCUGGUCGCAGGAUGCUCAGCUCUAGUCUACGCGAGGCAGUGGCGUCGAAUGAAGAAAAACUUCGAGCCGGUGGGUCUAGAGGAGAUCUCGGCUCGAUUAAAUUUAAUGGUCAAGGCAGAACUAGCCGAACUGGUUGCAGGCGCACCCAUGAACCCGGGUGAUCCAGAAACAAGGUGCCAAUAUCUCGAGAAACUCUUAGACCGGAAGAGGGCAACUUCUGUGAUGGUGGAUUGGCCGGAAGUUACCGGAAAUCUUUACAUAGAAGAGAGGGAACCCCCAAAAGCGAAAAAAUUACAUAUCGCUCGAAUUCAUCGAAACAUCGAAACGAUUUUGAAUCAGAAAAAGAAUUCUAUUGAUCAGUAGAAUCCAGAGAGUGUAUUUUCCGCUUCGAAUGAAUUACACAAUCAGAUCGAUGAUAAUUUGUAUUUAUACACGUAUUUAUAAUUGUACUCGUCGUGGAUAGAACGAAUGACUAAUGGUACAAAAUCGUAUUGAAAAUUGUGUACACGAGAAAUCUGUAUUAUUUUUUAAUAAUUUAAUGUCUUUACACUUUUUAUAUAACUUUUCUUUUUUGUUAUUUAAAUAAAUACAUGCGUAAAGAAGAGGAUGAACUCCUCGUACGAAGUCUCGGAGCUCGAACAAGAUCGAGCGAUGAACGACUUGACCGUUCAAUUAUUUAUUUUUUUUUAUUAGCUUUAAAAGCCGCCAUCUUUGUAAUAUAAUAUUAACGAUGUAUCUACCGAGAAACAAAAUAAAAUGGUAUAAACGGUGGAACUAUUAA
Molecule: messenger RNA, 1633 nt
Organism: Megachile rotundata (alfalfa leafcutting bee)
Lineage: Eukaryota; Metazoa; Arthropoda; Insecta; Hymenoptera; Megachilidae
Gene: wgn
Product: Tumor necrosis factor receptor superfamily member wengen
Molecular function (GO): protein binding
Source: RefSeq, a predicted model, not a curated record